Molecule: messenger RNA, 1995 nt
Organism: Spodoptera littoralis (African cotton leafworm)
Lineage: Eukaryota; Metazoa; Arthropoda; Insecta; Lepidoptera; Noctuidae
Source: the annotation of a GenBank genome assembly
AUGAAAUUAAAAAUAUCAACUCUUAAGGAACCAAAACAUAACGGUGUGGUUGUUUGUGUUAAUUGGAAUAAUACUGAAGAUGUAUUUUCUUGUGGAGAUGAUCAUAAGCUUCUAAAAUGGAACCUAGUGAAUAGCGAAUGUAUUGUGGUGACAACGUUUCCUGAUGACUUCUUCCCAAAUGACAUGCACUUAUUUCCAAAAAUCAGUGUUGGCGGGAAUAAGCACCAACACGAUGUGAUCCUGAUUUCUACUGCAGAUGGCAAGUUUCACAUUGUUAACCACAACGGUCGUAUCGAGAAAUCGGUGAAUGCACAUCAAGGAGCUUGCCUCAUAGCACAAUGGAGUCCUGAUGGAGCUGGACUGUUGACAGCUGGAGAAGACGGCUUCGUAAAAGUCUGGUCUCGCAAUGGUCUUCUACGGUCUACCAUAGUUCAGUCAGACGUGCCUUGCUUCAGCGCCGUCUGGAGUCCAGACAGCAGUGCCAUCUUGCAUACGAAGGGGAAUUCACUGGUUAUAAAGCAACUGAAUUCUAGCAACAAGAUCACUAAGUGGAAAGCUCACGAAGGUCUCAUUCUAUGUGUAGCAUGGAAUGCUAAUAACAAUUUAAUCCUAUCUGGUUCUGAAGAUGGGUAUUCUAAGAUUUGGGAUACAUUUGGUCAGCAAAUUUCGGUGAGCGUUAAACAUGACCAGCCAAUCACGAGUGUCAGUUGGUCUCCAGCUGGUGACAUGUUCGUGCUGGGUAGUUACAACCUUAUUCGUCUUUGUAACUCUAAUGGGUGGUCUCAUUGCCUCGACCGACCGACGACGGGCAGCAUAUACAACAUCGCCUGGUCUUCUGAUGGGACCCAACUAGCCGCAGCAUGUGCUAACGGACAUGUUUUAUUCGCUCAUAUCAUUGAUCGAGAAUACACAUGGAAGAAUUACGCUUGUAACCAGAUAGGCCGGAAAGUAAUCGCCAUCCGAGAUAUUAUGACUGAUCAAAAUGAUCAACUGGAUUAUCCGGACAGAGUAAUUCAAAUAGCUCUGGGCUUCAACCAUCUGGUUACAGCGACGGUAAAGCAAUGUUUCAUACAUAAGCUGACUUCCUGGAACACGCCAGUGACGUUUGAUCUUAAAGAAGGAACUAUCAGUAUGAUAUUGCUGGCUGAAAGAUGCCUCUGUAUUGUAGAAAGAGCUGGUCUCUCGGUAUAUAGCUACAUGGGUCGUCUUCUUGCUAGCCCUCGUUGGGGAGCCAGACCUGAAACUUUAGGCCGUGCUGCUGUGUCCUUGGGACCCGAUGCACUGGCUGCUAUCGAUCAGGGGGAUAGAAAACUGAUCCACGUCUUCGAUCUUCCCACCGGUUUGAUCGUCCGAAGCUCGGCGGACAACACAGUGACAAAACUGUCUCACAAGAUGACAGUGUCCAACAUAGCUCUCAGUCAGACAGGACCCAUCAAUGAACGACAACUUGCCUUGUUAGAUUAUAACAGGGAUCUAUACGUCGUGACUUUCAAGGAUAGCAAGCCCAAGUUUGUUAAAUUAGGGUCACAGAUCCUAAGCAUCUGCUGGAGCUACGAGACAGAACUGUUAGUUGGCUUGCGAGCCAGUUCCGUGGUAGCCUGGUGCUGUCCCCGAGCGGCCAUGCAGCCAGACUGGCUUGCUCUUACCACUGUCAGUAAGGAUGUCGUCGACCUUGGCAGAAAUCCGACGAUUCUAAGUGUUGAAGAUGGGGUCGCGCAUAUUUGCAGAGGCAAUGGUUCAAUACUGCAUCUGUCUAUUGCCGCGUUCCCUGAAAAGUUACUAAAACACGUAGUUGCCAACAUGUGGCAGGCUGCUCUACAGCUGUGUCGCACCGUCGAAGAUGAAACCCUCUGGGCUUGUCUAGCUGUGCUAGCGUGGCAACACCAUCAACUGCCGGUAGCUGAAGAAGCAUUCGCCUUGAUACGGCAAUACCAUCAAGUCUGUUAUAUUCAGCAUCUUAGAAGUAACAUUCCUGAAAAGCUGACAGCUAAUUAG